Molecule: messenger RNA, 3753 nt
Organism: Gasterosteus aculeatus aculeatus (three-spined stickleback)
Lineage: Eukaryota; Metazoa; Chordata; Actinopteri; Perciformes; Gasterosteidae
Gene: mideasb
Product: mitotic deacetylase associated SANT domain protein b
Biological process (GO): regulation of transcription by RNA polymerase II; negative regulation of DNA-templated transcription
Cellular component (GO): histone deacetylase complex; transcription regulator complex
Molecular function (GO): transcription corepressor activity
Source: RefSeq, a predicted model, not a curated record
GUAGUGAUGGGGAUCCGUGGUCCGUAACAAAGGGUCCUCGUAAAUAGCGCCGUGCUGGUCGUCUCGCGGAAGGACGCGGCAUGUUUUUCUUCUCAAAUGUCCUGAAUCGGUUCGCGCCUGGGACACGCGCACACACGCGCAGGCCUCGCUGGGUGCGCGAGCCACGCCGCACGAGGCUGGUUGGAAUGAGGGACCGGCGAUGGAUUAGGGCGGCUGCCGGUGCUCGGGGGCGUAGUGGUGUUGCCCGUGAAUGACAAAAGCAGACGGACUCCUUUAGAUCUGCUCACCCCGGGACCACGGAGUGGGCCACGAAUAACUUGAGAGGGGAAGAGGAGAUUAUCUUGGUACUGCUCCCUCUGAUGUCAAUGUAGUUUACAGCUUUACUUCACAAUUUCUGUUUUUGGGGUGGAUGGGAAGGGAUUUAUAUAUCCAAGAGGACCAUUGGUUUGGUCGAGAACAUCCUCCUGCCUCGGCUUCUUCAUGCCCGUCAUGAGCGUACCAGCCCAGCAGAAAGCCAGCGCCAAAAGAACCGGGAAACGCAUCACGUUUUUCAACGAGCAAAGCAUAGCGAUGAAGGAGACUUCGCAACACCCCGAGGAGUCCUACUAUAUCCCGGGGGGCCCUACCUCGGACCCCGGACAGAGCGAGGCUGCAAGUACCGUGACCUCCAAUCCGGAAGCCCCCCACAUGUACCUGAACUCUGUCAUCUUCAGCCCGGACAAGGGUGACCAGAACAGGGGUCAUUAUCAGCAGACUGUGCCUAUGAAAUGGGCCCACCAGGAACCUAGUCAGCAGCAGCCGUCGCUGUCCCAGCAGCAGAGAGCCGCCUCGUGGAAUACAGUGUCCAACUGGGGACAGAACUUUGCUAAUUACAUCGGGGGAGUCAACGUGACGGACUCAAGGACCCAGAACUCGUUUGGGAAGUCGAUGCACGAAGCUUCCGGCUUACAGCAUCAACCGCCUCCGAGCAGGGCGGCGGACAAGCAGCCGCUGGGGCCAAACCCCGCAGUUGAAGCGUACAGGGACGCAGUGAAGGUGCGGGGACUGGAUUGGGAGCAGCAGCAGCCCCAGGCCUUCCAGGAGACCUUGAAACCCGGGGCGCUGAACCCGCAGCAGCACAGCGCGUCCCAUCCGGGAGGAAGCUCGGUAUUGCAGCCCUUCCAGUUGGCCUUUGGUCAGCCCAAGCAGCACCUGCCAGCGUACUACCAGACCUUUCAAGGCAACAGGACAACCCUCCCUAACCCGCCGAACUACUCCGCACAAGCGAAACCCCCGCACCAGCUGCAGCAGCAAGAGCAAAUACAGCGCCAGCAGCAGCAGCAACAACAUCAAAUACUCCAGCAGCAAAUUCAGCAGCAGCAGCACCAUCAACAAAUGCAGCAGCAACAAAUCAUUCAGCAUCAACACAAUGUGCAGCAGCAGCUUCAGCAGCAGCAACAAAUCCAGCACGAGCAGCAGCAACAAAAGAUUCAGCAACAACAGCAGCAGCUUCAAAUUCAGCAGCAAAUGCAACAUCAGCAGUUGCAACAACAAAACCCCCACGUGCUCGACUUUUACCCCGGCCCCCAAAAUGCGCACUCUCACCCGCAGCCCGUGGUGGUGCACUCCCUGGACUCCUCGGCGCCAGCUCCCCCACAGAUCCAGGAACCAAUAAUCCAGGACGUCACCCCGGAACCCCAGCCGCCCUCGGAUCCGCUGCUGCCACCGACGCUCCACCCGGAGGCACCGUCCGAGGCCCGCGCUCAGCCGCAGGCGCAGCCUCGCCGAUUGCGGCGGCUCUCAAAGGAGGGCGGCGCGCCGUCGGACAACCCCUUUCUCUCUGUCCCCUCAGACCAGGCUUCCCUGGGGUCGCCGGGCUCUCAGAACGGGGCCCGGGACGCCCAGCCGGCCCCCACGGGCGUCAUCCAGAGCACGCGGAGGAAACGCAGGGUGUCCCAGGAGGUCAACCUGGAGACUCUCGCUCAGAAGGCCUCAGAAAUGGAGUCUCUGCCGCCGCAUAUUGUAAAGGAUCCCCACAGGCCGUGGAGUCCCACCGGGGGUCUGAGCACCAAGCGGCCUCGAGACGACAGCCUCUUGCCGCUCGUCAUCCCCGUGUCGGUUCCCGUGCGACGGCAGGAGCCCUCCUCUCCCGACAGAGACGAGGCGGCCCGGGCCUCCGACUGGCCCCACAGGCCCUCGAACCCCCUGAACCUCGGCCGCGCCGACCACAAGCCCUCGGUCAUUGUGACCCGGAGGCGCUCACUCAGGAACCCCUUGUCGGAGAGCUCCGAGCAGAAUGGAAGAACCGAAGGGGAGAGAGACGAUGACGGCAAAAAGUCCAAGCGGCGUCCGCGGCCCGAGCCCCUUUUCAUCCCGCCGCCCAAACCGGGUCUAUUCAUCAACCCGCCGUUCUACUCGAGCAUCACGCCCUACCAGAGCCACCUACGGUCCCCCGUGCGCCUCGCCGAGCACCCGCUCUCUAUUCCGCCCUACACGCCACCGCCGAUCCUCAGUCCGGUCCGCGAGGGCUCCGGCCUCUACUUUUCCACCUUCCUGUCCUCCGCUGCCGGCCAGGGCCUGGCGCCUCCUGCAACGCCCAAGUCGGCAACACGCAGCCUGUUGCGCUCAAGCAGCUGCGACAUCACACCGCCAGUUUUGUCUGCCAUGAUCGAGGCCACUCCGGUCAGCAUAGAGCCACGGAUAAAUAUUGGGUCGCGGUACCAGGCCGAGGUGCCCGAGCUGAGGCGGCGGUCAGCUGUUGAGCUGGAUCAUCAUCGAGCGGAGCUGCUCUGGGCUCCGCUGAAGGAUCUGGAGGAAAAGCCGGACUUCCAGCAGAGAGUGGAAGCCCUCAUGCACGUGGCCUGCUCCAGUGUUUUGUGUGGAGGAGGCACCAACCAGGAGUUGGCCCACCAUUGUCUGUACGAGUGCAAAGGGGAGAUAAUGGCUGCCCUGUCCCUCCUGAUGCUGAAGAAUCCAGUUUUCCCCCCGUCUCAUAAUCUAACAAACUACCACUACUCAGGAUCAGACAGCUGGAGCGCAGCUGAGCGACGGCAGUUCAACAAAGGCAUCGCCACAUACAAGAAGGACUUCUUCAUGGUGCAGAAACAGGUGGCCACUAAGUCAGUGGCGCAGUGUGUGGAGUUUUACUACACGUACAAGAAACACGUCAAGAUGGGCCGCAACGGGCUGCUGAUCUACGGCGAGCUGGAGCCGCUCGACAGCAAGACCACGGAGGAGGAGACGACGGACCACAAGCAGGGUCAUCACAGGUUGGAGCCACAGAGGGAGGAGGACGGCAGGAAGUGGGAGGGGUCAGCUGACAGGAAGCCGGAUGUCGGCCCCGCCGGAGCGGCGCACACGCUGCAGUCCGCUGAGAAUCCGGCGACCGUCCUGAUCAUGAAGGGCCAGGAGGACGUUGCGAGGGACCAGCUGCUGUCCCGGGUCGCCCAACCGCCUCCGCCUCCCCCUCCCGGCUCCAAGUCUCGCUACGACGCCAACGCGCGUAAAACCAGCCCGUCGACGGGCACCAAAGUCCCUGCUGGUCAGGAGGGAGAGUUCCCCUGCAAGAAAUGUGGCAGGAUUUUCUACAAGGUGAAGAGCCGCAGCGCCCACAUGAAGAGCCACGCCGAGCAGGAGAAGAAGGCCGCCGCGCUGCGGCAGAAGGAGGCCGAGGAGCGAGUGGCGGCGGUGAAAGCGGCCUCCGAGGCCGCCGCGCGGCAGCUCAACGGGGACCCAACAAAGGGGGGGGGGCACGCCACACGCGGUUUUCUUUGA